Molecule: messenger RNA, 2568 nt
Organism: Clarias gariepinus (North African catfish)
Lineage: Eukaryota; Metazoa; Chordata; Actinopteri; Siluriformes; Clariidae
Gene: parp2
Product: poly (ADP-ribose) polymerase 2
Exons: 19
Coding region: 416-2389 (657 amino acids)
Molecular function (GO): NAD+ poly-ADP-ribosyltransferase activity
Source: RefSeq, a predicted model, not a curated record
GGAGGAAGCUCACUGUAGAGGUCACGUGCUGAGUGUGUGAUCACUCCACCAAUCACCUCGGGGAAGGUCUGAGACAAGAGCCAAUCGCUGCCCUCACAGGACAUCAUCUGAUACAGAUGAGCGCGUGCACAGACACGGUGGGCCCAUAGCGCGCGCUACAGCACGAGACGUCACGAGCCGCCGAUACAGCGCGGUCACUGACUGAUGCGGCGCGCGCGGCUUUGGAAACACGCGCGGCUGGCGGAUGAGUGCGAUGUGUGAGCUGGUCCACGUGACCGGAACCCAAUUCAGACUACUCUCCUCCCGCUCCACUCUUUUAUAAAGAAAAAAGGGAUAAACUCACCCGCUGCGACUGUGUGAGAGGGAAAGCAGCUCUACAGCGCCAACACGCGGCACACACCCUUUUAUAGAAACAAUGAGAACUCGGAGCAGCAGGACACACACACCUGAGGGGAAACAGGAGGUCGAGACAGAGUGGGAGUGGCAGGGUGAUGAUGGACAGUGGGUGUCGUACCCCCCUGCAGAGUGUGCUGAGAUUAACGGCGCGGUGCAUGCUGGGAGGAAGCGCGUGUCCCUCGGCUCACGGUACGAGCUCGACCUGAUGAAGAUGACGCAGACCAACAGUGUGACUAAAUACCGCCGUAACAUUCGAAAGUUAGUAAGUAAUGACGCAGGUCAGGGCACGAGUGGUCUCGGGAUUAAGGAGGAGGAGGAACCUGUCACCAAAAAAAGGAGAGGAGGAGUGAGGAAGGGCAGCAAAGUGUGUGAGGAUGCAGGUCAGGGGACGAGUGGCCUUAGGAUUAAGGAGGAGAAGGAGGGGGAGGAGCCUGUCACUAAAAAGAGGAGAGGAGGAGUGAGGAAGGGCGACUCCACUGAGGAGUCGGACAGUAAAGAAGUGGUGAAGACAGUACUGAUGAAGGGAAAAGCUCCAGUGGACACCGAGUGCAAAGUCAAACUGGGGAAGGCUCACGUCUACAGUGAAGGGAAUGACGUUUAUGAUGUCAUGCUAAACCAGACUAACCUGCAGUAUAACAAUAAUAAGUACUACCUGAUCCAGCUGCUGCAGGACGACCACGCCCAGUCCUACAGCGUGUGGAUGAGGUGGGGCCGAGUGGGACACGUCGGACAGAACAAAUUGGAGCCGUGUGGUGAUGAUCUCGCCAAAGCCAAAGACGUUUUCAUAAAUAAGUUCUUUGCUAAGACCAAAAACGAGUGGACAGCGCGAGAAAACUUCAAGAAAGUUCCUGGGAAAUACGACAUGUUGUUCAUGGACUACGGUGGCAGUGACGAAGUGGACAGCAGGGACAUGGUGUCCACUGCGUCUGUGAUGAAACAGUCUCAGCUGGAUGUCAAGCUUCAGUCUCUCAUGGACCUAAUCUGUGACAUUAAAGCCAUGGAGGAGUGUGUGCUUCAGAUGAAGUUCGACACUAAAAAAGCUCCUCUUGGGAAGCUGACAGUGGAGCAGAUCCGAGCAGGAUACUCCUCUCUGAAGAGAAUUGAACAGUGUCUAAAAAAGAAAAAGAAUCAUAAAGAGCUUGUGGAGGCCUGCAAUGAGUUUUACACUCGCAUACCACACGACUUUGGUUUGCGAUCUCCGCCUGUUAUCUCCUCUGAACAUGAGUUGAAGGAGAAGAUCACUCUGCUGGAGACUCUGAGUGAUAUACAGAUUGCAGUGAAGAUGGUCCAGUCCCGAUCAGAAAGUGAUGAACAUUCACUGGAUAAACACUACAGGGCUCUGAACUGUGUCCUUCAACCUCUCGACUCACAAACACACGAGUACAAGGUGAUUCUAGAAUAUCUGCAGUCGACACACGCGGAUACACACAACAGUUACACCAUGACUGUUCUGGACGUCUUCAGUGUAGAUCGAGCCGGAGAGAGAGACCAAUUCCUGUCCUCCCUGCACAACAGGAUGUUGCUGUGGCACGGUUCUCGUCUGUCUAACUGGGUGGGGAUCCUCAGUCAGGGUCUCAGAGUCGCUCCUCCCGAAGCUCCAGUCACUGGGUACAUGUUCGGUAAAGGGAUUUAUUUUGCUGACAUGUCGUCUAAGAGCGCCAACUACUGUUUCCCCAACGUGAACAACACCGAAGGAUUGCUGUUGCUGAGCGAGGUCGCUCUCGGAGACUGUAACGAGCUCGUGAGUGCUGAUUACAACGCUGCCAGUCUGCCUACUGGGAAACGGAGCACCAAAGGCCUGGGCCAGACCGCGCCGGACCCAGACAACUUCACCACACUAGACGGUGCGACGGUUCCGCUCGGUCCUGGAGUGAAAACCAACAUAGACCAGGACGCAGGAUACACACUCCUCUAUAAUGAGUAUGUGGUGUACGAUCCUGCUCAGGUUCGCAUGAAGUACCUGUUGAGAGUCCAGUUUAACUUUAACUUUUAGAGAUGUGUGUGUGAGAGAGUGUGUGUGUGUGUGUGUGUGUGUGUGAAUGUAGCUUGCUGAGAGCUAUAAAACAGGAACUUGUUUUCUGAAAUAAAUGUUUAAUCUCAGUUCAGGUUUGAAAGUUUUGGAUAAAAUUAAACAUGUUUAAAAAAGAGAUAAAUAAACAUGUUACAGUUAUA